GUACGCUGUGUCGCCUGGGUGGACAGUAUAGUUACAUCAACAUUAAGUGGAAUAAAAUGUCGCGGAAUUAUGUAAAUAGAGACGUCGCUUCAACGCAUUUAAUUACUGCUUCUUAAUUAACACAGGUCAUCUCUGGAGUGGGUGGUGGCAGGCCUAAGUUCGGUGUUUAUCAGCAAUAUUUCAGGGAAAGGAGUGACAUCCUCUUUGCCACAGCAGCUGCAGGGCAAUUUAUCACACAAAUCCCUGUUAAAUAAACGAUGAACUGAGGACCUCUUCCACGACUCAACCUCACACAUCUCUGCAACACCUGCUCUUCACUGCUGGUGCUCCUAAAAUAAAAGAGUCAUCUGCGUUGCCUCACCACACCUGGACAGAGAAAUGUGUGUGCGCCUGUGUCUUCGGAUGCCUGACUCUGUCUGAGUGUUUUUGGACUGCAUUUCCACUGUCAUCUUCAUAGAGGCACAUUUCCUCUUGACUGACUUCAACAUUUGUCUUCACAACUGCAAAGCAUCAUGGGUAGGAAAAAGAUUCAGAUCCAAAGGAUCACAGAUGAAAGGAACAAGCAGGUGACAUUUACAAAGCGAAAGUUUGGCUUGAUGAAGAAAGCCUACGAGCUGAGUGUGUUGUGUGACUGCGAGAUUGCCCUGAUCAUCUUCAACCAUGCGAACAAACUGUUCCAGUAUGCCAGCACUGACAUGGACAAGGUCUUGCUCAAAUACACAGAGUAUAAUGAGCCACAUGAGAGCCGGACCAACGCAGAUAUUAUUGAGACUUUGAGAAAGAAAGGUUUUAAUGGCUGUGAUAGUCCAGAGCCGGAUGGCGAAGACUCAAUUGACCAAAGUCCUCUGAAUGACGACAAGUUUCGAAAGACCACAGAGGACCUAGAUGUUCUCUUCAAACGCUACGGACAGUCGGCGGCUCCGCCCCAAACGUUUACCAUGCCAGUCACAGUCCAGGCGUCCAAUCAGAGCACAUUGCAAUUCAGUAAUCCUGGCAAUGCACUGGUAACUACCUCCUUUGUCACAUCAUCAUCGCUCACGGAUACCCACCUCCUGUCGCCACAGCAACCAGCUCUUCAGAGAAAUACAGUGUCUCCUGGGUUGCCACAGCGACCAGCCAGUGCAGGUGCUCUUCUUGGAGGUGAUCUGAAUAACUCAAAUGGAGGAUGUCCAAGUCCAGUCCCUAAUGGAUACACCAGUGCCAGAGCCUCCCCAGGUCUCCUCACUGUUUCUAACGGCAACAGUCUGGGGAAAGUAGUUCCAGCCAAGUCUCCACCUCCACCUCCCAGCCCCCAGAUGGUCAACAGCCGCAAGCCAGACCUCCGAGUUAUCACCUCACAGGGGGGAAAGAGUCUCAUGCAGAUGACAGAGGAUGAGCUGGAAUUGGUAAAUGAGAACGCCCAGCGACUGGCAGCUGGAGCCCAGGUGGCACAAACCCUAACCACGCCGGUGGUCUCUGUAGCCACACCAAGUCUCCUGGCACAGGGGCUGCCCUUCUCAGCCAUGCCCACAGCGUACAACACAGAGUACCAGCUGACCAGUGCAGACAUCACUGCUUUACACGCUCUGGCAUCACCUGGCGGCUUGUUGCCCACCAGCGUCUCAUCAUGGCAGCAGCAGCAGGCGGUUUCCCAGCAACCGCAGCAACAGCAGCAGCAGCAACAGCAAACACAACAGCAGCAGCAACAAAUAAACCUCGCAUCACUCAGCAACUUGGUCAUGUGGGGUGUGGACAAACAGUGCAGCGAGCUGUCUAGCCAGGUGUCCAGUCUGGCUGCCAAUCUGAGUGUUGGUUCUCCGUCCAACCUGCUCUUGGGUAGAGAUGAGUGGUUGGGCCGACCGGUGACCAACAUACAUCAAGGUGCCAUGCUAACCGUCAACACAAACUCCAGUGUGAGCAUAAAGUCAGAGCCUGUCUCACCUGGCCGGGAUCGCAGCACCCCCUGUCGUCCUCCAUCUUCAACCACGCCGUCCUCAACCUCAGGAGGAGCCAUCCUGACCACUCCGCCCCAGUACCCUGGCUCACUGCUGUGCCUGGAGCCCCCGACUGGCCGUUCACCUGCAGACAGUGUAAGCAGCAACGCAAGCUCCUUUGAAGGCAGCGAUCGCGAUGAUGCCAGCGCUGCAGGCGGCGGUGGCACAGGUGGAGGUGGCGGCGGUAGUGGUGGCAGCACGACCGGCGGUACCAGUGCUGAGCUCCUUAGGGUGUCAAAUGACCCAGAGCAGGAGGGAGGGAACAUAAAGCGCAUGAGAUUGGAUGCCUGGGUCACAUAGAGGCUCAACCUCUCUGCACCUGCAGUCAAGUUUUGGUGACUCUUAAACAUUUAAUAACACACACCCACACUCAAUGUUAAUCCCCCCCACUGACCCCACCCCACUGCCAUGUGACACUAUCAUUACACAUCUGCCUCUGUCCAGAAUUAUACUCCUCGGCUGCGCCACACAGACUUAUGAGGCUUUGCCAAAACACAUAAAAACACAAAAAUAAAUUUAAAAAAUCCUCUGGGGAUCACGCUCUGAUUGAGCAAAAGGUGGCUUAGAGCUCAGCUGGAUUUACGUCCCGGGUAGGCCCUUGAGUAGAGGGGGCAGUAGAUUUUUAAAGCCUUUUUGCUUGAAUGGACUUCUGUAUCGUGAUUUUUCUUUUGUUAGGAAUGAGGAGUUGAGCCUUUUUGUUUUUUGCAAUCUGACGAAACCACGUAAACAUUUGUUUCACAUGGUUUCUGCAUCACAUUCUCAUAUUUACACGCCGCUCUUACGUUGUUCACAAUGUGAUUGGUGGCUCGUCAACCUUAUGGGACACCUGCUGCAUGACUCGCCACUUCCUGCUCUUUACAAUCCAACAUCAUUUAUAUUGUGUGUUGUUCAUUCUUCCGUAAGUCACUUUCAAACUGCACUAAUGGAAACGACUUGAUGUGGGCAAGUUUGAGGACUGAGUGCCUAUCUGGCACUAAUGGGACUCAGACCGAGUCUUUGUGGGUAUUGAUAGCGCUGCCACUGUCACCGACCUCAUGCAACCAGGCAGUCCCGAGCCCUCAGGUGGCACUCUGUGGCUGUGGAGUCGAGCACCCUGCCAGAGUGCCAAUAUCAGCUUCUCUUCAAGGGGAAAAAUGCCAAAUGCCUCUUGCACACAGUGCAGGAACACUGACACAGGAUCAGUCGCACUGUCAUGGAAAAGUUGAGAACUAGAAACUGACUACAGGCUUUGUUUAAGCCGUCACUUUGUCCACAGACUGGGUGCUCCUCCCAUUCAUUCACCUCAUCUUUUCUGGAUGGAAAUUGUUGCAACAGAAAUCCAGCCAGUCACUCAGCUUAUCACAAGGAGUAGAUGCCAUCCAGUUUAAAUGCAUAGGAAUUUUAUGAGCCUCCUUUUUGUUUUGUUUUGGGGUUUUUUGUUUUGCUUUUUGUUCGUUUUUUUUUUUUUUUUUUUUUUUGAGUAGGGAAGUGUUUGGUUCCUUCAGUCCAAGUGUUCUUUAUCUGUUUGUAAUUGGAAAUCUGUUUUAAAGGUCCAUUAGUCGUCCAGAGGUAGAAAAUCUGACUUUGUAUAAAAAUCACUCCUUAUACAAAAGCUUUGAUGUCCUCCUUAGCUCUCUAUAUCUCUCCUUAGCUCUUUGCCGUGUUUCAAAAAGUGAAAGGAAAAGACGUUUUCUAUAUUUCUACUGCUUCAAGUUGGCGACAAAGUUAAAUAGCUUUUCAGCUUCAACAACGUGUAUGUACAUAUGAAUAUAUUUGCAUAGACUUUGCUAGGUAUCCCUAAAAACAAGCAAUGUGUUAAUUCUCAGUGGAUCUGUUUGCAUAUAUGAGUGUGAAUUUGAUAUGUUUCGAGCUACGGUGCAGGAGUUACGCCACACUCUGUAGUGUUGGUGAAUCUGACUUGGUUUUAGUAACCCUAUUUUAUUCUAGUGUUGAUGGUGUGCGCACUUUGUCUCACUCACAGAGGCCUGCUUGGUUGUGGUGUCAUCAUAUUCUCUUGCCACACUUUUUUAAAACCCUACAAUUGAAGGUAAAUUGUACACAGUGAUGUAAACUCAUUAUUAUUAUCAUUAUUAUUAUUAUUAUUAUUAGGACACUGCCAUUCACUUAUAUUGUAGUUAUAGAGAUAAAAAUACACUUUAAAUUGAGUGUAUUGUAUAAAAUAUUUUCCACAUUAAGCAGACCGAUAUGCCCAUUUCCCCUUUUUGAAAUUAAGUCAAUAUAUUUCAAAGAUUUAAUUGUCUAAAAAAAUAUUCAAGUUGGUGUACGAGUGUGUUAUCCCAUUUAAUUAUAGAUCAUAGUUUCUCUUGAUUGCCUGACCUUUUUUUCUUGAGACAAUACUCAAAAGUGCACACUAAUGUGUCAGUUCAUGCUGACUUUAAAGUCAGCGUAUGUGAGGCAGCUGCUUAAUUUAUAGAUGCAGUCAGAAGCAGCCUGCAAACCACAGUUCUGUACCGUGGUUUGUUGGUGAGGACGACACGUUAAAAGGCUGUGUUGUUUGCCACGAUCAAAUAAAAGUGGAGAGCGUUUCACUCUAAGUUCAGGAUUGAAUAUCGCAUUCAACAAGCUAAUGUUGAAGUAAAUUUGAACCUUAAAGGGAUUUUAAUAUUACCGAAAUGUUAUUUGCUUUCUUGCCCAGAGUUAGAUGGCAAGGUUGGGAGCUCGAGUUUUAUUUGUGUGAAGAAUAUGAAGCUUUAGACAGAAUCUAGUUUACCCUCCUAAGAAACUGCUCACUCUGCUCUGUCCAGUGCCAACACAGCUCAUGGGCUGGUAAACAUCAAGCUUAUUAAAUUAUGUCCAAUAGUAAUUGAUUAGAAGUGAAACUGAUAAGAAGAAUCAGAACAUUUUCACAUUUAUUAACUUUUAACUCCAUUUGAGUUGCCAAUCUAAAAGCAAUAAAAAAUAAUAAUAAAAGUAGGAAAAAUCUAAUAGUAACCUCCAAAAGUACAAAACAAACAAAAAAAAAAACACAAAACAUUAUAAUUAAUUUGGAUUUGCAAUACUUAACUGCACCAGUACUGACAUUUAAAAACAAAAAUUAUAUUCAUUUUAAUAUUUAAUUUUUGUUCAGAUAUUUGUUUAUAAUGUAAUGUGACUGCAAUUUACUUCUCAUCAUGUGUGAUUUCCUUUUUACUCUUUUACUGACCAAGUUUCUCCAGUUUCUUUCAAUGUGGUAUUUUAAAAGUAAUUUUGGGGCCUAAAAAAGGGAAACAAAAGCCACAACAAAUGGGGCUAACGAUGGAUUUUUUUAGUUAUUAUAUUUUCUGUAUGUGUUGCAAUAAUAUUAUAAUUUUUUAUUUUUGUGCUGCUUCUGUGACAGAACAAGCAAACCUCAAAACAAAUAUGAUAGAACUAAAAAUGUAGGUCACAUUUUCACAUGUAGCAGCCAGGUUCAAGUGAGUAAACUAAUCUGAACUUAUCAGAUGGUGGAAGAUGAUACUCAUGGAUUUAAUAAACAGUAUUUAUUACUGACCUUGAAACUGAAACCAAUUGCCUGAACCAGAUAUGAAAAACCAACAACAGAGACCUUCAUGUUUUACUCUAAACUAUGCGACUCAGUUGAAUCAGUUGAUUUGUUUGCAGACCAAGACAUAACAUCUAUUAAAUUCAUAAAUGAUUGUUUAUUCUCUUCAGUUUAAAAUAAUUUUAAUACGUUAGUCUUACUGCAGCUUUAGUUGUGCUGACUGUCAGGUUUUGUUGUUUUGGACAGAGCUGGGAUGGCUGUUUCUCCAGGUUUCUAUACUAAGCUAAAGUAAGCAAGCCUUCUUCUUCAGCUUCAAAUUUACUGUUUACACAAGAGUGAACUUUUAAGCUCUCAGCCAGAAAACAAAAAGUGGUCCAGACAGAGACAAAUAACAAUUUCAUUGCCUUUUUUCCCACCCCUUUACACAUAAUCUCCAUAGCAACUCUUUGUGGUUGCUGAUGGUUAACUGAAAUGUGACACCACACCGAUUGGCUUUGUCCAUGUACAAAAAAAAGGUUCUCUGUCCAAUCUAGCAGUGUAGUCAAGAGACAAUCUAUAUGAGCAACAUGAUAAAACCUGCACCCCUGUUACUUGUUGUGUACAAUGUUUUUUAGAAUCUCACUAUUUUUGGAUUAAUUUGUGCUGGUGACAGUUCCAUUGUCUACUAUUACUAUGAUAUUAUUAUGGAGCUUUUCUUUUAUUGCUAUUUUGUGUAGGAUAGCCAACUGUUUUUAUUUCCUCUCUUCUUUUAUCUUCCUUAUCAUAAACAUACAGUACUGGUUUCCUUUUUUGAAACAACUUGCUGAAAAUUGCACGAUCAGUUCUUGUGGUAUUAGCAAAUGCAAUGAAGGAAAUACCAGUUAAAUGCUGCAAUUUUAAUCAAGAUAUAGAAUAUAUUUAUAACAAUGGGACAUAACUGAAAUUAGUAAAUCAUGAAAUUUGAAAAAAACAAAUGCAUGGGAUACAGGUAACAAAAAAAGCUUAUGUUACAUACAGUAAUGAUAAGGACAUGCGUCACAAAUGAGUUCUAAAACAGCUCAGAAUAAUGUAGCAUAUGAAAUACUAAAGAUGAGAUUUAUAGCUAAUAUAUUGUCGAGCUGGUGUGCUUUGGGUUUUAUUGUAAAGAAAAUAUUUCUUUUUGUUGUUCUUUUCUUUUCUUUUUUUUUUUUGAGAAUGAUAUACAUUUGUGUAUAUUUUCAUAUACAAAGUAUGCACUGAUAUGUUAUUGAAAUUCUAUACCGCUUUUACAAAAAAGUGUUUGUUGUACCAAAGUAUCCAAGUUCCUUGAAACCUUAUCCUUUUUGCGUAUGUUUUACCGUAUUUUAUAUAUUAAAUAGACAAAUUGAGUGAAA
Melanotaenia boesemani (Boeseman's rainbowfish) is the source of this 6785-nucleotide messenger RNA. RefSeq names its product myocyte-specific enhancer factor 2D homolog. Gene Ontology annotation, molecular function: protein dimerization activity; RNA polymerase II cis-regulatory region sequence-specific DNA binding; DNA-binding transcription factor activity, RNA polymerase II-specific. The record is from RefSeq and is a predicted model, not a curated record. The transcript has 13 exons. The coding region runs from base 513 to 2273 and encodes 586 amino acids. Gene Ontology annotation, biological process: cell differentiation; positive regulation of transcription by RNA polymerase II. Lineage: Eukaryota; Metazoa; Chordata; Actinopteri; Atheriniformes; Melanotaeniidae.